AUGGUUUUAGGUUUUGGAUCAUUACUAGGCUCCCCACAAGGGAGAUCUCAAACCGAAGCGCCGCGUCCUGAGUUUACUCCUAUUGGAAAAAGAAAUGGAUCAACUUCUUCUUUUCAAGUGUAUCACAGCUACCCAGAGGAACCGAAACCACAAACAUCGCCACCUAGAAGGAAACUAUUUCGUCCAUUAGCAGACUCCAACCUUGCUUCCCACUAUUCUCAUGAUUCAGGAUUAUUUGAUGACACCGUUGAAGAUUUUGAAAAAGUCUCCCCUAUCCGUCCACAACUUUCACCAAUAACACAAAGAAAUAGAAGGAGCCCAGAUAGACACGCUUUUAUUACCGAUGACAGCGGCGGGAUCGCCGCAAGACAACUGGAAGAAACCAUUAAAGAAUUGCGACUGGAGAAUUACGGUUGGAAGAUUAAGUAUAAAGAACUUAUCAGAUCAUUGGAGAAUAUGCCUGCUAAUGAAAGGGAAGUAAGAAAAGAAAACAUUGAAUUAAAGGAAAAGUUGGCAACAUUACAUCAGCAUGUUCAACAGUUGGAAUCGCAAAUUGCCGAAUUACAGAAUAAUAAGGAGAAUAUUAUCAGUAACAGUAAUGAUUCACAAGAAAAGAGUAACAUUAUCCAGCAGUUAAAUCAUCAAAUUUACGAAUUGCAAAAACUGUUAUCGUCUGAACAGAAAGCUGAAAACAAAUUAAAAGAAUCACAACUUGAAAAUGAAGAGAUAAUUCAAGCCUUGAAAUCUGAAAGAAACGAGUUGACAUCAAAAGUUUCUGAAUUGGAAGACUAUAUGAAACAUUCUGAAGUCGAAUUUGAUGUUGUCAUGAAACAGAAUGACGAAUUUCAAGCAAGGAUUCACGAAUUGGAAGCUGCAAUUGACAAAUUACAUCGAACUGAGGCUGCCGCUAAUCAGCAACAGUCUCAACUGAGAGAGAGCUCUGAACUCCAGAUUGAAAAAUUAUCUACCGAAUUAGAUAAACAACAAGAAAUGAACCGACUUUUGGCAUCAAAAAAUGAGAAUCUUGAAAUGAAUUUGUCUGAAAAAACCAAUAAUGUAAAAGAGCUAAACAACAAAGUUUUGAAUCAGGCCCAAGAAAUUAACUUACUUGAAACAAAAUUGGAUACCCUAAAGUCUCAGUUUGAAAACAACUCCGACGGGACUGAGAAAUUAAUGAAAAACUUAGAACUGCUUCAAAACAAAGUACAGACACAAGAAGCCUUUAUUGAUGAAUUGCACAAUGAACAAAAGACCAUUGAUAAUGAGUAUAGAGCAAAGAUAAGAGAUUUAGAAUACGAGAAUAGUCAAUUAUCUGAAGAGAUUCAAAGAAUAAGGACAAAGAAUAGUGAAUAUGAUCCCAAGGCUAAGCAUUAUGAGAUUGACCAAUUAAAACAAGAAAAUGUUCAGUUAAAAGACAAAGUCAAGAAGUAUUUGAAUAAUUUCAAGGAGUUGAAAGACAAAGAAGUUGAACAUGCUCACCAAAUUGCAUUUUACGAGUUAGAGUUUGAAAAAGCUGAAAAAGAGAAUGAAAAACUUCGAAAAGAAAUAAAACUGUUAAAAGCCCAUGAGAAUGAGUUUGCUGAAAAUGAAGUCCACAAUAAGGAAACACAUAGGAAGCUAAAGGAAGUCGAGCGUGCAAACAAAGAGUUAUUGAAAAAAUUGGAGAAUCUUCAAUCUGAAUAUGCUACUGAUAAAGAACAGCAUUACAAAGAAUUAGCUGAACUUGAAAGGGUUUCGCUCUCAAAAGAAAGAGAGUUGACGAGGUUCCGAACCGAACUUGAGAAUUUGCAAAGUUCGGUUUCCGAAAAAACGGAAUUACGUGCUGACAAUGUCCACCUUAGUAAUCAGCUUGAGGCAUCGUGGAAAGAAAUUGCUGAUUUGGAGAACCAGCUUUCAGAAUUAAGGAUAGCAAAUUCAGAAAAGAAAGCUGAAGUCGACUAUGAGAUCGAAAACCUAAUAAGAAAAUUGAAGAAUGACCUAACAGAUUUGGAAAGAGAAAAUGCAAGAUUAAAGACCUUAGAGAUUGAAAAUAUUAAAUUAAAACAACAAGCAGACAAAUUUAUGGAUGAUCGAGAAUUAUACUCAGAUAAUAUUGAAUUGCUGGAGCAAUUGAAGAAGGCAGAGUCUGCCAGAGCAGCUGCUGAACAGAAAGCGUCUAAGAUGGAGUUGGAUAUCGCAGAUCUACAAGAAAUUGUUGAAGAAUUGUAUACGCGGAACAAGUUUUCCUUGCAUGACAAGGAAUCUACUGAGUUAAAGAACGAGGUUCAAGACCUUAAACACAAAAUCAAGGCAAGUGACGACUAUAUCGAGGACUUGGAAAGGAAACUUAGACUCUCGCUAGUUGACAACAACGUCAAUGAAAAAUUGCAAAAAGAAUUAGCCGAUGCAUAUGAUUUGGUUCAAACUUAUGAAAGCAAAAUGAAGCAAUUGGAAAAAGAAGUAGAUAAAAUCAAACAGUCACCAGAAUCGUCAACCAUUGAACAAUAUGUGGAAUUUCAAUUGAAGCUUACUCGAGAUGAGCUAGAGAAAGCAAACGCCCAAUUGAAAUCAACUGAAGAAAAGUACAAGAAACAAAUCACAGAGUUGCAAGAUGAAAAGCAAAAUAUGGAUAUCGAACUAUUAAAGGCAAGAUCCAACAACAAGGAUUUGAAUCGUCAACUUGAAGCUCUGAAUCAGGAAUUAUCAACAAUGACCAGAAACUGCAAGAGAUUAGCCAUAAAGGCAACCGAAUAUAGACGACUUGGAAAAAAAUUGGAUAACACAGACUGGAUUGAAUAUAUUCAAAACGAAAAUUAUUACUUUAAAGAAAGAUAUAGAGACACAAAUAUUAAGGCCCGUGACUUUAAGUUCUUGUAUAACUUUACCAUUAAUUCAAUUCGCAACUCGACCCAGGUGCUAGCAAAUAAGGAGGAUAAUAGUAACUUGGCAAAAUUAGGCAUUUACCCUGAGUAUGUGAAUUUAUCGAGGGAGAAACGACCAAAGUUGACAUUUGCAGCAUUGGCCAAAUUUGUGCUAGCAGCAGUCAGAAUUAGACGAAGAACCCGGGAUCAAGUGGAGAGAUACCGAGAGUUGACACGAGUUAGAGGAGAAGUAGAUGUGGCCAGACUUAAAUACAAUUAA
This is a messenger RNA of Candida dubliniensis CD36, 3120 nucleotides long. RefSeq lists its product as uncharacterized. Bases 1 to 3120 code for a protein of 1039 amino acids. NCBI's taxonomy places the organism in Eukaryota, Fungi, Ascomycota, Pichiomycetes, Serinales, Debaryomycetaceae. The record is from RefSeq and is a predicted model, not a curated record. The transcript has a single exon. Gene Ontology annotation, cellular component: microtubule organizing center.